AUGUCCAUGAUGCCCGAGAUAGGUACCAUUCAGCGCGCCUGGUACCGCUGGAAGAUGCUGCGGUUGCCGUGGCGGAAGCGCUUCCUCGUCGGCCUCGACCUCCGCGGCAACACGUACUGGACGUUCCGGGACCAGCGGCCCGACAAGCACACGCCGGCCUCGGCCCUGCGCUGGCGGCGCAUCGUGCAGUACCCGCGCUCGACGCACCUCUCGGACGUGGCGGUCCCGCCGCAGUGGCACCAGUGGCUGCGGCACCAGCGCGAGCACCCGCCGUCCCUCGCCGAGCAGUCCGCCGACGUGGCCCGGCAGGACCGCAUCAGGGUGCUGGCGGCCGAGGCGGACGCACGCUGGGAGGCCAAGCCCAGCCUGGCGGACAUGCCCGGACGGGGCGAGAAGAGCCAGCCCGCACCGGCGCUCGAUACGGAUCGGACGCAGCCGCACAUCCAAGCUGCUGGGGAGAGGGCGCAGCCCGAGGGACACAGCGACGGAGGGCAGAGCAAGACAGAGGUCAAGGACGACCCCUGGAAGAAGGCCGCAGGUCGUGGGCCCAGCGAGAACUGGCAGCCGGCGGCCUGGACACCUACACCGAGUUCGCGGAGCACAAGGACCAGUGCCGUCAAGUCAAAUGCAGGACGAUAA
Molecule: messenger RNA, 639 nt
Organism: Truncatella angustata
Lineage: Eukaryota; Fungi; Ascomycota; Sordariomycetes; Amphisphaeriales; Sporocadaceae
Exons: 2
Coding region: 1-639 (212 amino acids)
Biological process (GO): mitochondrial respiratory chain complex I assembly
Cellular component (GO): membrane
Source: RefSeq, a predicted model, not a curated record